This is a messenger RNA of Salarias fasciatus (jewelled blenny), 582 nucleotides long. It is a transcript of the gene pnx, whose product is annotated as posterior neuron-specific homeobox. Gene Ontology annotation, molecular function: DNA-binding transcription factor activity, RNA polymerase II-specific; DNA binding. The transcript is spliced from 2 exons. NCBI's taxonomy places the organism in Eukaryota, Metazoa, Chordata, Actinopteri, Blenniiformes, Blenniidae. The record is from RefSeq and is a predicted model, not a curated record. The coding region runs from base 1 to 582 and encodes 193 amino acids. Gene Ontology annotation, biological process: regulation of DNA-templated transcription.
AUGCGGCCUCCUGCAGACCCGCUGCCGCCGCCGCCGCCGCCGCCGCCCCACACCACUCCGUUCUCCGUGGAGGACAUUCUGGACCCGAGCAAGUUCCCCAGGAAGCCGAGCUGCGUGGAGGACGCAGCAGCAGCAGCAGGAGCUCCAGGCCCCGGAGCCGCCCUCCCGCCGCUGCAGGGUCCGGCUCCAGACCCGGAGGCGCACGCCGAGUCCCCGCUGCCGCCGCGGGGCUCGAAGGAGAAGAGCCGGCGGGUCCGCACCGCCUUCAGCCCGCAGCAGCUGCAGCUGCUGGAGCGCAGCUUCCGCCGGAGCCACUACCUGUCGGUGCUGGAGCGGCACGGCAUCGCCGCGGCGCUGCGCCUGUCCGAGACCCAGGUGAAGAUCUGGUUCCAGAACCGGCGCACCAAGUGGAAGAAGGAGCGGCAGCUGCGGGGGCGCGAGGCCGAGGAGGAGGAGGAGCGGCGGCUCGGCUUCACUGCGCUCUGCUCCCCGCUGCGGAUCGGCCCGAUGUGCUGCCAGCCGAGCACUCCACUGCUCCUCUUCCCGCCGCUGCCGCUGGUGCCUUACCGGCACUAUGCGUAA